ACAAAAAUAUAGAUGAUACUGAUGAAGUUAGCACAAGUAACACUGUGGAAGAUAACGAAACAAAUGUGUAUAAAGCUGUGAAAGAUACAGAAGUUAAUGUGAAAAAUUAUUUUGAUGAAGUAUAUCGUGGUUGUGUAGAUUUAGAGGACUUAAAUACGAAUUCUGAGAUGAUUACGAUAA
This is a messenger RNA of Racocetra persica, 180 nucleotides long. The record is from the annotation of a GenBank genome assembly. NCBI's taxonomy places the organism in Eukaryota, Fungi, Glomeromycota, Glomeromycetes, Diversisporales, Gigasporaceae.